GCUUUCCACGUUUCCCAAUACAUUUAGUUUUUGCUAAAUCCAACGUUUGACGUCAUCAGUACAGUGCAUAACAUACAUCCCAUGUUCCUGUAUGAAGGCGUCUUCUUCUUCUUCUCUUGCACAACAACUCUAAACGUAGAGUAGAUAUCAACGACGCAACUCUCUCUCUCAAGAAACAAAACGAAACAAAACGAUGCAGCAAUCCAACCUACGCAUUGCAAGAAUUGCAGCCCAUAUUAAUCCUCCAAAUCUCCAGAUGUUGGAGGAGGAUUUGGGUCUGGAGCGGGUGAAUUGCCGAGCCAAAGGAGCAUCAUCUGGCUUCAAGGUUGCUAUACUGGGAGCUGCAGGAGGCAUAGGGCAGCCACUGGCUAUGUUAAUGAAGAUGAACCCAUUGGUUUCUCUUCUUCACUUGUAUGAUGUCGUCAACGCUCCUGGUGUCACUGCUGAUAUUAGUCACAUGGACACUUCUGCUGUGGUUCGUGGGUUCUUGGGGCAGCAGCAAUUAGAGGAUGCUCUUAUAGGGAUGGAUCUUGUAAUCAUUCCCGCUGGUGUUCCUAGAAAACCAGGAAUGACGAGGGAUGAUCUCUUCAACAUCAAUGCUGGAAUUGUUAAGACUCUUUGUGAAGCAAUUGCUAAAUGCUGCCCAAAAGCUAUUGUCAACAUAAUUAGCAAUCCUGUUAAUUCCACCGUUCCAAUUGCAGCUGAAGUCUUCAAGAAAGUUGGUGUCUUUGAUCCAAAACGAGUUUUGGGAGUCACGAUGCUUGAUGUUGUCAGAGCCAAUACUUUUGUGGCUGAAAUUAUGGGUCUUGAUCCUAGGGAGGUUGAUGUUCCAGUUGUCGGGGGUCAUGCUGGGGUUACUAUAUUACCUCUUCUAUCACAGGUAAAACCUUCAUGCUCAUUCACACAGAAAGAAAUAGACUACUUGACAGAUCGUAUUCAAAAUGGCGGAACAGAAGUUGUUGAGGCAAAGGCUGGAGCUGGUUCUGCCACACUAUCGAUGGCAUAUGCUGCUGUUAAAUUUGCAGAUGCUUGCCUCCGGGCCUUGAGAGGAGACCCUGCUGUUGUUCAUUGUGCAUACGUGGCUUCUGAGGUGACCGAACUGCCUUUCUUUGCAUCCAAGGUACGGCUAGGCCGUAAUGGAGUAGAGGAAAUUUACCCACUUGGACCCCUCAAUGAGUAUGAAAGGGCUGGUUUGGAGAAAGCGAAGAAAGAGCUGGCAGGGAGCAUUCAGAAGGGGGUUUCCUUUGUAAAGAAAUGAGUUAUGCCAUUGAUAUAUUUCAGUGAUGGUUUUCUGCCAUUUGUGGUUCAUUUUAGUACCGUGUUUCCUCAAGGUACCGGUUCCUUGAUAUAAGUUGUAUUUAUUUGUUUUAGCUGACAGUAAGAGAGUUCGAAUCUUAUAAUAAAAAUGAGGUUUCUUGCACAGGGCUCUGGGGAGAUUCAUGUAAUGAAUAGAUAGAAAUAAUAAUUAUAACCUCUGAACUAUUCCAGAGAAUACUUGCUAGUGCACAGGUUUGAUUUCUUUUUCAA
This is a messenger RNA of Populus euphratica (Euphrates poplar), 1527 nucleotides long. It is a transcript of the gene PMDH1, whose product is annotated as peroxisomal NAD-malate dehydrogenase 1. Gene Ontology annotation, cellular component: chloroplast; cytoplasm. Lineage: Eukaryota; Viridiplantae; Streptophyta; Magnoliopsida; Malpighiales; Salicaceae. Gene Ontology annotation, biological process: malate metabolic process; tricarboxylic acid cycle. The record is from RefSeq and is a predicted model, not a curated record. The coding region runs from base 194 to 1258 and encodes 354 amino acids. Gene Ontology annotation, molecular function: L-malate dehydrogenase (NAD+) activity. The transcript is spliced from 9 exons.